AUGGCGGGUGAGAAUGGGAUUGAUGAUGGUGAUUCUCAAAAACUCCAGCCACUCCUUUCGGUUGAUGCGGACGGCGAGUGUAUGUGCUACAAGAAGACCUCAGAACUCGAACAGACCAUCGGCUGCAUCACCUGCGGUUUGCCGGGGCACUUGUACUGUCUGAGAGUGUUUCCCGAUACAGUCAGAGAAAUUGUGAAAUAUGUUUGUCGUGAUUGCUCCGACAAUGUCCUAAAAUGGAGCUCCGGCCUCGCUGGCCGUCAGCGACCUGGUUGCCAAAAUUAA
Oldenlandia corymbosa var. corymbosa is the source of this 282-nucleotide messenger RNA. NCBI's taxonomy places the organism in Eukaryota, Viridiplantae, Streptophyta, Magnoliopsida, Gentianales, Rubiaceae. The record is from the annotation of a GenBank genome assembly.